GUUCCGGUUCCGGGUCGCGCAGCCUGUCAUGGCGGCGCCCGGCGGGCCGGAGGCGGCGGCGGCCGCGGCCCCUGGGAGGAGGCAGCCGUUCGGGAGCCGCUUCCUGACCGACCCGAGCCGACUCUUCCAGCACAACGCCUGGGAUAAUGUUGAAUGGUCUGAAGAGCAGGAAGCCAGUGCAAGGAACAAAGUUCAAGAGAACAGCAGGCAGCUUGUUCCACAAGACAAACAAGAUGAAUAUGAGCUCAAUGCUAAUGAAUACUGGAAUGAUUUCUAUAAAAUCCAUGAAAAUGGCUUCUUCAAGGACAGACACUGGCUGUUCACUGAAUUUCCUGAACUGGCACCAAACCAGAACCUAAGUCAACCUGAGGCGUCUGAAUACAAAGAUGGUAGCACCAGAAAACCCAGAGACACCAGGCUGGGGAGCUGUGAAAAUGGUCUUUGUUCAUUGGAAACCAGAACACAAGAGCAUCAUCAUUUGGACUUGAUGAAAGACAGUAAUAAUAUCAUCAACAGACUCGACACAGAUGGAGAAGCAGUACUGAAGUUGGGUGACCUGAAACUAAGUGAUGGUGACUUCCCAGGAUCCUCUGCCACUUACCGUAUACUAGAGGUUGGCUGUGGUGCUGGAAAUACGGUCUUCCCAAUUUUGCAAACCAACAAUGAUCCGGGGCUCUUUGUUUAUUGCUGUGAUUUUUCCAGCACAGCUGUGGAUCUUGUCCAGACCAAUGCAGAGUAUGACUCUUCUCGCUGUUUUGCCUUCGUUCAUGACCUGUGCAAGGACCAAAGCCCAUACCCAAUGCCAGAGGAGAGUCUUGACAUCAUUAUUCUCAUCUUUGUCCUAUCAGCUCUUCUCCCAGAAAAGAUGCAGUGCGUCAUUAACAGACUGAGCCGGCUUCUGAAACCAGGAGGAAUGAUUCUGUUACGAGAUUAUGGUCGUUAUGACCUGGCGCAGCUUCGGUUUAAGAAAGGUCGGUGUCUGUCUGAUAAUUUCUACGUGAGAGGCGAUGGGACCAGAGUUUACUUCUUUACACAAGAUGAAUUGGAUGCUCUUUUCACCACGGCUGGGUUGGAAAAAGUCCAGAAUCUAGUCGAUCGGCGCCUACAGGUGAACCGAGGGAAGCAAGUGACGAUGCAUCGAGUGUGGAUCCAGUGUAAAUACCGCAAGCCCUUCCCUGCAGGACAGAAGGAGAAUGGGCACGUUCGUUAGCAAGGCGCGUCUAUCAUGUGUGCUGUAUUUGGACUUGUUGGGACUCUCUUCCUGUGCAGUGUGUGGCACUGAGCAGACCUGCCAUGUCAUGCUGAAUUCUGGCGCCUCCUGCAAUGACCGGACUAGUCGUAAGUUCACACGCUUUGUGUGCAAGGUGGAGCUUUGCUCAGGACGACUCCACAACAAUGUCUAGAUACUAGUCUUUGUUUUUAAAAUUAAGGGUGACUAACAAUUUACCUAAGAAAUGGGCACUCGCUGUCUCUUGUUGAGCCUGAGCAAAAUGAGUAACGAGUCCUCUGUCUUCCGAGUGUCUGCAUGAAAAGGAACAGAAGUUUGGACCUUAUCUUCAGGUUUUGCGGUUUGCAGAGCAGUGGGGUUCAUUUCAGCCAUCCCAGAUCCUCCUGCCCCAUCACCUUUUUGUCACUCGCUGCUCUGGGUAUUGAAAUCCAAAUUCACAUGACUUGCAAAUCAGAUACAGAGAGGUUUUAAACAGGUUUUAAAAGUCAGGCUGGCUUGUGAGUGCAGAUUCAUUCCUGGCCUGUGCAAUCUCACAAAGGGAGAAUCACCUUCCAUCCUCUGUAAGGUAAUCAACUGACUCAAUGUGAUGGACGGUGUCUAGUAGUUAACUUACUGGAAGCCUCCCACAAGGUGCAAAAGUUAUCCUUGUGUUCCACACCUUUAGGAGCCAGUGUUUUUACUGUGGGGAAUCUGUUUUAAAUAGAGCACGAGGAUACAGUCCGGGUUACAAUUAUAAAGAACUGAUUUGCGAUAAACUUUGCCAGCCAUGGUUUACACCACUAUUUAAGUCUUUCCAAGCAAGCUAGUGUGCUGUGCUGCAGCUGAUCUGCGUGAGGAGUCAGUCAAGCACAGGGCAAAGUCAAGUCAGUCAAGCACAGGGCAAAAAUAGCAUGUUGUGAUAGGUGUCAAAGUAUAGACCAGAACAGACCAUCAUUUCUGCUUGUGGACUUUCACAUGUAUAGAGUGGAGAAGGUGGGGGAAAUUCCAUCAAGCCUAUGUUUAAUUAUCAGGAUAGGAAGAAGACGACCAGGUUUGUGGGGGGAAAUGGGCUUGGCUAGGUGUGGGAGGGGAGGGACUGAAGGGGAUUUGGGAUGCUGCUGACUCUCCUUCUCUCCAUCUAUCUUCCACCACAACCUUCUUUUCCCCUAGUGCCUACCCCUCUCAGGAUCUCUAUGUUGGAGAGAGCCCAGCCUGACACCUUCCUAAUGACUUGUUUUGGCUGACAUUGCUGGGGGGAGAGGGGCCAGGGCUGUGCCUAUGCAAUCUGGUGCACCUCACAUGCCAUUCCAUUCACAGUAGGUAUAUUUUGAUAGUGAGAUGUUCAUGGGCUAAGAGUCCCUACACAGGAAGGAGAUGUCAACUCAUAAGGGGCUGUUUCAUCUCGCUGACAAAGACAUAACAAGAACCUAUGCCUGGAAGGGUGAAAGGGGAAGUAAAGAGAGAAGAAUUUGCUCCUGGUCCCUUAG
Messenger RNA from Mauremys mutica (yellowpond turtle), 2694 nucleotides. RefSeq names its product methyltransferase 2A, methylcytidine (gene METTL2A). NCBI's taxonomy places the organism in Eukaryota, Metazoa, Chordata, Testudines, Geoemydidae. The record is from RefSeq and is a predicted model, not a curated record. Gene Ontology annotation, molecular function: tRNA (cytidine-N3)-methyltransferase activity. The coding region runs from base 29 to 1210 and encodes 393 amino acids. The transcript has 9 exons.